Molecule: messenger RNA, 2637 nt
Organism: Clonostachys byssicola
Lineage: Eukaryota; Fungi; Ascomycota; Sordariomycetes; Hypocreales; Bionectriaceae
Source: the annotation of a GenBank genome assembly
AUGAAAACCAUCGUGGCCUGUCAGCGUCUGGCACUUCGACUGUUUCUCCUGUACACGGUGUCAGCAAUUUUCGCCAUGGGUCAAGGAGCUUCCAAUCUGUCGCCUCCGUACUAUCCCGCCCCUUAUGGCGGCUGGGCUCCAACAUGGAGUGACAGCUACACUCGUGCUGUCACUCUGGUGGAGGCUAUGACUCUUGCUGAGAAAGUCAACAUUACGGCUGGAACGGGCAUGUACAUGGGUGAUCUUAGCCGAUGUGUGGCCAACACUGGAAGCGCGGAGCGUGUCGGUUUCCCUCAGCUCUGCUUCCAAGACGGGCCACUCGGUGUCCGAACGACCGGAAACAUCACUGCUUUCCCCGCCGGCAUCACCACUGGCGCCACGUUCGACAAGAAGCUCAUGUACGAGAGAGGCGUGGCGCUGGGCGAAGAAUUCCGCGGCAAGGGCGCGAACGUCUAUCUAGGUCCCUCAGUUGGGCCCAUUGGCAGGAAGCCAAGAGGCGGUAGAAACUGGGAAGGCUUCGGCUCAGACCCUGUGCUCCAGGGAAUCGCGGGAGCUGAGACGAUCCGAGGCGUCCAAGAGCAAGGUGUCAUUGCGACCAUCAAGCACCUGAUUGGCAAUGAACAGGAAAUGUACCGAGCUUCGUUCUGGCAGAAGGCGUAUAGCGCAAACAUUGGUGACCGGGCUAUGCACGAGCUUUAUCUCUGGCCUUUUGCUGAUGCCGUCCAUGCUGGCGUUGGUUCUGCAAUGACCGCUUACAAUGAUGUCAAUGGUUCAUCUGCCUCCCAAAAUAGCAUGAUUAUCAGUGGGCUCCUUAAGGACGAGCUCGGAUUCCAAGGCUUCGUCAUGACUGACUGGCUCUCUCACUAUGCUGGAGUCGCCUCUGCGCUGGCUGGUCUUGAUAUGUCCCUCCCAGGAGACACAUUCACAAACUCUAUCCCUCUAGUGGGAUAUAGUCACUGGAUGGGUGAGCUUUCAAAGUCUGUGUUGAAUGGCUCUGUUCCUGUUGAUCGCCUCAACGACAUGUGCACUCGAAUCGUCGCGACGUGGUUCCAGUUUGGCCAGGACCAAAACUAUCCAAAGCCAAACUUCCAUGCUUGGGUCAGCACUGCAGAGGGGGCGCUAUAUCCUGGAGCGGUAGUCAGUCCAAGCGGCUUGGUCAACGAGUUCGUCAAUGUCCAGGGCAACCACAAGGCAAUUGCAAAGCAGGUUGCGCAGGAAGCCAUCACCCUUGUCAAGAACAACAAUUCCUUCCUGCCGCUGAGUACCUCCGGCCAAUUCACUGUAUUUGGGACCGACGCACAGGCAGACCCCAGUGGAAUCAAUAACUGCCUUGAUAAGUCUUGCAAUGGAGGAACGCUCACGAUGGGUUGGGGAUCUGGUAGUGCGACGUUGCCAUACCUUGACGACCCCAUCACCUCUAUUCGUAAGAAAGCAGCAAAGGUUACGUACCAUGCCAGUGACACAUUCCCGAACGUUGGUACUCCUGGGGAUGAUGAGAUCGCACUCGUAUUCAUCAAUUCGGAUUCUGGGGAAAACUCGCUCACAGUUGAGGGCAACCACGGAGACAGAGAUGCCACCGGAUUGGCGGCAUGGCAUAACGGUGACGAGUUGGUUAAGAAGGCUGCGGCUGCCUACAAGAGUGUAGUAGUGGUCUAUCACACUGUCGGCCCCGUGAUAAUGGAGCCCUGGGUCAACCUGCCUUCCGUCAAAGCGGUUCUGGUUGCUCAUCUUCCGGGCCAGGAGGCUGGAGACUCUCUGACCGAAGUCUUGUUUGGUGAGGUUUCACCCAGUGGCCACUUGCCCUACACAAUCCCCGUUUCCGAGGACCAGUAUCCCGAGUCGCUAGAUAUUGUAGAAGGUGCAGGUGUCCAGGAUACCUACUUGGAGGACCUCUAUAUCGACUAUCGCUUCUUCAACAAGAACAACACCAAGCCUCGUUAUGCUUUUGGACACGGCCUCAGCUACACGACGUUUGAGUUUUCCGAGCCGUCAAUCACAUCAGUAACAAAGCUCACUCGCGACCUUCCAGCAAGAUCUCCGAAGGGCACGACCCCUGUAUCUUCAAUGAACCGCACCAUUCCUGCAGCAUCGGAGGUCUACCAACCCAGCGGUUUUUCCACGGUUUGGCGUUACCUAUACAGCUGGGUCUCGAAUGGAGACGCCGACAAUGCGUACAAGAUCGGCAAAGAGGGCACGUCGAAGUAUCCUUAUCCAGAAGGAUACAGUAGCGAACAAAAAGCCGGACCAGCAGCUGGUGGGCCAAAUGGAGGAAAUCCGGCACUUUGGGAGACUGCAUGGACCUUGUCCGUUACCGUCACUAACACCGGCAGCAAGGCAGGAAAGGCGUCCGGUCAGGUGUAUGUCCAAUUCCCAGAUGGGAACGGCUAUGACACACCUAUCAUUCAACUUCGAGAUUUCGAAAAGACUGCAACUCUGCAGCCGGGAGGAAGUGAGAAGCUUGAGUUCACGAUCAAACGCCGUGACGUCAGUGUUUGGGACGUGAAGGAACAAACCUGGGUUGUUCCGGGACUAGACAGUGGAUACAAGCUCUGGAUCGGCGAUAGCAGUGACAAUCUGCAUUUGUUUUGUAAUACGGCGAAGCUUGGAUGUGAAGAGGGGGUUGAUUCCCCGGUAUGA